Messenger RNA from Entrophospora sp. SA101, 1362 nucleotides. Lineage: Eukaryota; Fungi; Glomeromycota; Glomeromycetes; Entrophosporales; Entrophosporaceae. The record is from the annotation of a GenBank genome assembly.
AUGUUUAUAAAGAAAAGAAGAGGCAGACCAAGCUCACAAGAUAAGCGGAUACUGGCUUUAUUUAACAAACUUCCUGUUCCAUCACAAUGCAACUUUGAAGAAUGGUUUGAUCCAGAAAAACGUUUUCCCGAGAUUUUUGCUGAAAGGGAUAAUAACAGAUCAGAUAGCAUUAAUAAUAAUAAUGAAGAAAAAGAAGAAGUGAAUGCAGAAGAUCAGUUGAAUAAUGAUGCAAAUAAUAUAAUGUUAGCUGAAAGUGCUAAUUCAUCUACAAAUGCUACACCUAUUAUUGAUAAUAAUAAUAAUGUGGAUAUUGAUUCAACUCCAAAAUCUUCAAUAACAACAACGCCUAUUCGAUUAAGAAUUACAACUCGUAGUGUUAUGAAUAAUGAGAGGCCAAUAACAUUUUCACCAGAAACACCAUCAAAACCGCCAAGAAAAAGAAAAAUAUAUCCUCUUGAUGAAAAAGAAGAAGAAGCCCUUUUAUCAAGGUUAGAACAUGCCGCUUCUAUUCGUCCUCUUAACCCAAAAGCAAACAGGUUAAAAAGAAAGUUGCUAUUAAGAAAAAAUUUUGAUAUAGACUCAAAAGUUUCGGAUCAGAUGAGAUCAUCGCCAGAUAUUAAAAUACUGGUUCCUAUAGAAACACGGGAAGAAGAGGAUGAGUUAAAUGAUGAUAAUUAUGUUAAUAAUGUUAAAGAUGAAGGUAGCGGCGGUGAAAAGAAUGACGAAACUGCUUCUAUUAAGGAAUUUGAAGUAAAUGAUUUCAAUCAUAAUAAUAAUAUGGAGAAAAAGGAUGAAGAGAAUUCUAUUACAAAUACACCUUACAAAAAUUCAUUUGCAUCAAGAUUAUAUGGUAAUCCUCGACUUUCAUCAUCGUUUACAUCGUUACCUUAUAUAUAUAGGGAUUAUGAAACUAUACCGCCAAAAUUGAAAUUAUUAAAUGAUAUUGUCAAAUAUGCUAAUAGAAAUGAUCCGGAUUGGAUUCCUCCACCUUCUUAUCCAAUUGAUUAUUGUUAUUUUCAAAAAGAACAUUUAAACCAAGUCAAUGAUCUAUUACAAAAAAGCUUUUGGCCUGAAAUUGAAGUUUCAGAAAAUCUACAAUUCCCAGAAUUUAGCGUAAUUGCUCUGUAUAAAAGAUUAGUAAUUGGAUGUGGAUUUAUGACGCCAGAAACAAAUAUUGGAAAUGAUAUAAAACUCCAAGUAUCAACCAACAAUCCAACAACGAUUCUUUAUCAAAAGUUGAGAUCUAAGCCAGAAGAGUUUAUUAUUAAUUUUCAUGAUGAUUUUAAUGACAAUAAACAUUUGAUAACGGAUGAUGGAAGUUUAAGAUGUAAAAAUGCAUUUUUUGUAAGAUUUAAAAGAUGA